AUGGAGUCAUCUAAUCAACAUGAUUACUUGUUAAACUCAUCGAUCGAUCAAGAAGUUGACCAGCAAGAGCUAGAACAAGAACAAGAACAAGAACAAGAGUACUACAUGGGAGGUGUUGGCAAAUCUUAUGAGUGUGUUUAUUGCAAAGGAGGAUUCAACACAGCUCAAGCUUUAGGUGGUCAUAUGAAUAUUCAUAGGAAAGACAAAUUAUCCAGUAGUAGGAACAAACCUAAUACUACUACUCACAAUUUGCUCACCUCCACUACUACUAAAAAGCAUGAAAUCCACAAUAACUUAUCAUCAGGUGCUAAUCUUAGAUGUUACAAUGUGGCAGAGUUACAAUCAAAUUAUGUAACAUAUUCUGCAGCAUCUACAUCUACCUCCACAAAUGGACAUGAGAUUUUUUUGAAUCAAAAUAGAAGUAUUAAUAGUUCUCAUGAUGAUCAUCACAAUAUUCAAUGCCUUAAUUUAUUUGGAGAUGAUUGGGGAUUUCAAUAUUUUGGUACUGCAGCUACACAUGACGAUCAUGUGAUAGAAACUAUGGAUCAAAAGAAGAGUCAAGAAAAUGAUUUGGAUUUGGAACUUCGACUUGGUCAUGAUCCUUUGAAACAAUAG
Messenger RNA from Solanum verrucosum, 615 nucleotides. RefSeq names its product probable transcriptional regulator RABBIT EARS. Bases 1 to 615 code for a protein of 204 amino acids. The transcript has 2 exons. The record is from RefSeq and is a predicted model, not a curated record. Lineage: Eukaryota; Viridiplantae; Streptophyta; Magnoliopsida; Solanales; Solanaceae.